Molecule: messenger RNA, 1495 nt
Organism: Molossus molossus (Pallas's mastiff bat)
Lineage: Eukaryota; Metazoa; Chordata; Mammalia; Chiroptera; Molossidae
Gene: PRKAR2B
Product: protein kinase cAMP-dependent type II regulatory subunit beta
Exons: 12
Coding region: 35-1297 (420 amino acids)
Biological process (GO): regulation of protein phosphorylation
Cellular component (GO): cAMP-dependent protein kinase complex
Molecular function (GO): cAMP-dependent protein kinase regulator activity
Source: RefSeq, a predicted model, not a curated record
GCGGCGCGCAGGCGCCCGCCGCCCAGAAGGCAGGAUGAGCAUCGAGAUCCCGGCGGGACUGACGGAGCUGCUGCAGGGUUUCACAGUGGAGGUGCUGAGGCACCAGCCCGCGGACCUGCUGGAGUUCGCGCUGCAGCACUUCACGCGCUUGCAGCAGGAGAACGAGCGAGAAGGCGCCGCGCGCUCCGGCCAUGAGGGCAAAACCUGGGCGGACGCGGGCGCCGCCGCCGGGGGCGGCACCCCCAGCAAGGGGGUCAACUUCGCCGAGGAGCCCAUGCACACGGACUCCGAGAACGGGGAACAGGAGGAGGAGGAGGAGGAGGCCGCGGAUACAGGGGCGUUCAAUGCUCCAGUAAUAAACCGAUUCACGAGGCGUGCCUCAGUAUGUGCAGAAGCUUAUAAUCCUGAUGAAGAAGAUGAUGAUGCAGAAUCCAGGAUUAUACAUCCAAAAACUGAUGAUCAAAGAAAUAGAUUGCAAGAGGCUUGCAAAGACAUCCUGCUAUUUAAGAACCUGGAUCCGGAGCAGAUGUCUCAAGUAUUAGAUGCCAUGUUUGAAAAAUUGGUCAAAGAAGGGGAACAUGUAAUUGAUCAAGGUGAUGAUGGUGACAACUUUUAUGUUAUUGAUAGAGGAACAUUUGAUAUUUAUGUGAAAUGUGAUGGUGUUGGAAGAUGUGUUGGUAACUACGAUAAUCGUGGGAGUUUUGGCGAACUGGCCUUAAUGUACAACACACCCAGAGCAGCUACAAUCACUGCUACCUCUCCUGGUGCUCUGUGGGGUUUGGACAGGGUAACCUUCAGGAGAAUAAUUGUAAAAAAUAAUGCCAAAAAGAGAAAAAUGUAUGAAAGUUUUAUCGAGUCACUGCCAUUCCUUAAAUCUUUGGAAACUUCUGAACGCCUGAAAGUGGUAGAUGUGAUAGGCACCAAAGUAUACAACGAUGGAGAACAAAUCAUUGCUCAGGGAGAUUUGGCUGACUCUUUUUUCAUUGUAGAAUCUGGAGAAGUGAAAAUUACUAUGAAAAGGAAGGGUAAAUCAGAAGUGGAAGAGAACGGUGCGGUAGAAAUCGCUCGGUGUUCUCGGGGACAGUACUUUGGAGAACUUGCUCUGGUAACUAACAAACCUCGAGCAGCCUCUGCACACGCCAUUGGGACUGUCAAAUGUUUAGCCAUGGAUGUGCAAGCAUUUGAAAGGCUUUUGGGACCUUGCAUGGAAAUUAUGAAAAGGAACAUCACCACCUAUGAAGAACAGUUAGUUGCCCUGUUUGGAACAAACAUGGAUAUUGUUGAACCCACUGCAUGAAGCAAAAGCCAGGAGCUAAGUGAAUAGAGUAAUGCUUUCUAUCCAAUCAUCUCCCCUAACCUGUGUUUCAAUGUCCCAAAGUUUAACAGAACAAGGAAGCUGCCCUGAACUGAACUCAACACUUUGGAUAAGAUGACUUGUUUUCUGUUUGAUUUGAUUUUAAAAGCCAUGUUAAUAAAAAGCACACAGAACCCCCGA